Molecule: messenger RNA, 4405 nt
Organism: Aplysia californica (California sea hare)
Lineage: Eukaryota; Metazoa; Mollusca; Gastropoda; Aplysiida; Aplysiidae
Biological process (GO): calcium ion import across plasma membrane
Cellular component (GO): membrane
Molecular function (GO): protein binding; calcium channel activity
Source: RefSeq, a predicted model, not a curated record
GCUGCACAUAGUGAUCAGCAAGGACAACGUAGACGCCGCCAGCUUUCUUUUGUCGCACGCCUCCGAGUUACGCAGAAGCGGCGGUGGCACGCUACUUGAGGAACUGUUCCAGGCGUGCGCGACGGGCGAGCGUUUCCGCGACACCGUCAUGAUGGGCCAGCUGCCACUGUCGGUGGCCGCACUCACGCUCAACCUGGAUAUGGUCACGCUCCUACUCGACUACGGCGCGCAGCUGCACGCGCAGAACGCGCUGGGCGACACGGUACUCCACUCUCUCGUUCGCUACGCCGGCGUGCACAGCGACCAGCGCGCCAGCGUUCUGGAAAUGCUGAGAAGCCUGCACGACACGCUGGCGCCGCGGAACUUCUCGCGAGACAUGUCGCGGCUGUCGCGCCGCGCAGGAGAGGAUAAGAAGCGCGACCCGCUGGAAGUAUGGCUCCUUGAAAACGAUGCCGGGCAGACGCCGCUCAAGCUCGCCGCCGUGCUCGGCGAGGCGGAUAUUUUCGCCGCCAUCUUCGCCCUCGACGGAGUGUACAGCCAGCUGGACGAGCACGAUGGCGUCUUCGACAUCCAUCUCUGUGACAUCACGGAGAUCGACACGGUGGCCCAGCACAAGUGGGGGCGACUGGUAGCCCACCCAACGACAGCACACACUCGGCCCAGAAAGCCAGAGAAGAAGAAACUAAAGAACGGGCAGGUGGCGCCUGUAGGGGGACCUGGCGACCUUACCCCCGCCACGCCCUCAUCGGUGGAGGUGAUGGACGGUAAAGAGGAGACACCAUCACCCGACGCAGAGCCCUCUGUGGGAUGCUGUGCCUCCCAAGCGCGGGAGGGGACAACUCCGCACAGACGUGAAGCCGUGCUAGAGAUCAUCUGCACAAUCAGCGUACGGCAGGCCUUCGGGCUGCUCAGGGUGGACGUGGUCCGGGACACCAUCAAAGCCAAGUGGGCCGCCUACCGGCCCUUCUUCUACCUAUGGAUGUUCCUGCAUCUCUGUCUCAUGACGCUCCUCACCACGUACGCCGUGUACAAGACCAAAGUCAUCAACGUUGAAGUGUAUGACAAUGACAACAACAUCAUAACCACCACCACUAACAGCAGCGUGAGCACAACGGCGGGCCCCACAUCCGUGACGCAGCAGCUCACGCCGGCGCUCGUCAGCGCCCAGGAGGAAAACUUAGUGCAGGCCACGGCCUGGCUCUCUAUCUGCUUCGGCGGCGUCUAUCUGGCUCUCGAGGCCGUGCGCUCCUUCUACAUGCGCCAGGCCUGGCACUUUCGCCUCAUCCACCACAACGGACUGUACCGGCUGACCCUGGUCCUCUUCUCCCUCAGCCUCAUCGCAGACAGCUGCUGGUUCCUCUCGGCGCCGCCCGACAACAACUACUUCCUCAUCCUUGCUCUCCUACUCGGCUGGUGGUUCAUGACCUUCGCCCUCAGAGUGCACAAAAAGUUCUCCUUUUUCACUGUCAUGUUCCAGAAGGUUCUUCUCGGCGACAUGUUCCGCUUCUCGCUGCUCAUCAUGCUGGAGCUUCUCUCCUUCUCUGUAGCCAUGCACGUGACCUACCUGAACUCACUGCCCAUUCCCGACGGCUUUAGGAACCUGGGCGUCACAGUCAUGACUAUGUUCAAGCUCAUGCUCGGACUGACGGAUAUAGAGAUCCUCUACGACGCUCGCCACCCCUGGAUGGCAGUCACUCUCUUCGUCCUCUUCGUUCUGUUCACCUACGUCCUACUCAUUAACUCACUGAUCGCCAUGAUGUCACAGACAUGCGCACUCGUCUCAGAAGACCGAAACAGCCAAUGGGAACUGCAGACGCUGUCUGUCGUCCUGCUACUGGAGAGUUUGCUCCCCUCUUGCUGCCGCCACUGCCCAGGAGAGCCCAAAAAAGUCUUGCGGUACGACAUCAAGAAGAAAAAGAAGGUGGAAGACCAGAGGUAUUUCCGAUCUGUCACCUCAAUUCAGACACAAUACUCCGACGGCCACGCUAUUGUCAAGAGAAUUCAAAUGAUCAGUACUCUAGGGUUCGAUGACCAUAGCAUGCAACACGCAUCUCCAAUGGAAAAUUUCGGACUACUCGCCACUCAAAUGGGGACCACUGGACCAUUUACUUCUCAAAUGGCACCAUACAAACGAACAGCCAGUCCUAUAAGACAGACAAACACAUUGGCAAGACUUCGGUACCAACGCCUCCACAGUCUUCUCAAAAUUAACAAUUUGCUCAAACAGAAUAAUCCAUUACCUUUCAAGUCAACAAACUUACAAAAGCCGAACAACCCUGAAAGCCCCAACACUCAUAUCUUGACAACAAUCAAAGACGAAAGAGAAGAGGAGCGCAAUGUUGAAAAGAAUACUAGCAGAGAGAACGGAUCUGUCACAAAAUCCCCAAGUCAGACUAGAAGAAGACAUAACAGUGAGCUCAGAAGCAAAAAGAUACAAACAGACAGCGCUCCCCCUGAGCCCCUGUCCAAGUCUCUGCCAGACGGAGACAUGCGCAAACAGCUGGAAGAGGCGCGUUCGGCUCAGCCUGUUGUCCACUUUCUCACCAUUCCCGACAUCACUGCAGGACCUACCAACACCAACAGCCAGCCCGUCCAAGGGCUUAAUGGUCAACCAUUGCACCUACAAAACGGCAAACUGGUACACUUACAAAACGGUCAACCGGCGCACUUACAAAACGGUCAACCGGUGCACUUACAAAAUGACCACCAAUGGCAAAUUCAAAAUGGCCAGUUGGUUCAAAAUCAAAACGGCCAACAAAUGCUCAUACAAAACAUACAACCUGUGCAAAAUGCUCCAAGCAUCGGUAACCUUCCGCUCCAGUUGCAAAAUGGCCUUCCAUACAUUUCCUCCCAGCCUGGCUAUGUUCUUACCAACACCCAAGCAAUGGGGGGAUCUGACCCGACCGUUAACUCAGCCCCACCCAGCCCCGUCCUGGGCCACUUUGUCCACGGGCCGGUAUACGGGCAGCCGGUCACCUUCAGACCCCAGUCUAUACACUCCGCGCCCCCAACAGACCGCAGUCCACUGGGAACAACCACUCCAAACAUCACUGACCGCUAUCUAUUAGUGCCGCCCAAGUUUGGGCCGAGCGCACGAGUGCGGACCAUUUCUGACGGAAUCCUCUACGACCCAGGCCGGGGUGACAACUUAGAGCAGCGCAGAGAUCACAGCCACACCAGAGUGCACUUCAGAGAUCUCGAUAUCAAUGACGUCAAAGCCGAUACUUAAGAGGCUUCUUUUUUUUUUUUUCAAUUAGCCUAUUAAGAGUUUUACACGGCACUUCCAUAACAAUGAAGUCACAGCCGUGCUGAAGAUUACAGAUGUUACUAGAGAGUACCAUAUAAAGAAAAGGACAGGAGAUAGAUGGUUAGUUUAUUGUUUUCGUGAGAGUUUUACGGCAUUUGCACCACAAUUAGGUUAUAUAAGUGCCAAAGACUGUAAGUAACAAACACAAAAAAGGAGGAGAGAUGAAGGCGAUAAAUGUUUGAUAGGUCAGAAGGGGCAAACCAUAACAUAGCGGAUGUCAUACUUGAGAGGGGACAAGACAAGGUAAACAUUACAGAGCCGAUCAAAACCUCUUCUCAGUGAACACCAAAAAAAAAAAAAAAAGCCACAUGAGCUUCCCUGGUGCCUGGAUUAUAAAUUAAUAGUAUUGCCGUAUGGGGUAAAUGUCCUUUUCAAUACUGAACAAUACUGAAAGCAGAUCUUUGAACCAAUGCCCAACCCUUAGUUUUCUUCGUUUAAGUUUUUGCUGAACUUCCAGCACAUACAGGUCAUAUAAGUGCCAAAGACAAGAGGAGUUACAAGAGAGUAACAUACAAAGUAAAGAAGGAAAGGGUGAUAGAUGUUAAUAUGAAAGAAGAAGCAAACCACACCAGAAAUAACAGGCGUCCCUUUUAAUACUGAACAAUGCCAAAAGCGGAUUUCACAAUUAACGUUCAUCCCUGACAUUAGGAUUGAAGGAAGUGGGAGGACAGGCGUAAAAAUCCCCAAAGAACACGAAUUCAAGAAUGCUCUGUUAAGAAGACCAGAGUUCGAUUCCUGUGAACGGAGAAUUAUUAUAGAGUAUCUCUGGAGAUUUUUCUUUUUUUGCCGGGACGUUGUAUCCCUCUCAGUUUUGGUUGACCCUGACAGGCAAUGUUUAAGCCCUACUCCAAAAUGUUCUAAAUUGUGUCCAUGGGGCGUCAAACCCCUCUACAGGAAAACACUAAAACAGUCAGUCUUAGUGCUAUGGAAGACAAGGACGAAUAGACGAAAAUCAAAAGGGGCAGAGGAAAGAAGUUGGAUCUACUAACAUCACCCUCCAAAUAUCCUUGACCAAAGUAUUAGUUAUUUAGUUUUAGUAGAAGUUUUACGGCGCUCGCAACUGAAUAAGGUUAUAUGAGCGCCAGAAGAUAAACGGUG